Molecule: messenger RNA, 915 nt
Organism: Prunus armeniaca (apricot)
Lineage: Eukaryota; Viridiplantae; Streptophyta; Magnoliopsida; Rosales; Rosaceae
Source: the annotation of a GenBank genome assembly
AUGCCAGGUUUGGCCAAGGCCCCUUUUAGCAGAAGCGAUUUGGAAUACCUCCGCCGAUAUUUUACUGUGACUCCGACCUACACCAUCUUCGGUCUGACGACCGAGGAAAAGGCCCGGGUAAGCCGACUGGACGAUUACUUUGCGGCGAGGGAUGCGUUGGCUAAGGCUAGGCAAGCCCUCGAGGAGGAAGUCGAGACAUCGGACCCCCCUAAGACCAAAGCGACCACAUACGACACCCCUGGGACUGCAAGGCCUAUGGCCAAGGGCCCCGGCAACCUUUUCUUUGGUCACGAUGCCUGGAAUAACUCCGCAUUGGGAAUCUCCGAUGAGGACUGCGAGGGGAUCCUCGGGAUGAUUGAGGAAAAAACCCUCACCAGUGGCAGCCACGAGGUCAACAAAGAGGCUGGUAGGGGAAACCAGCGAGAGCCAAAAGAGGUCAGCAUGAACAUGGUUUUGGUACUACCGUCCGAGUUUUCAGCCCCAAGAGGCCAGACCAACUGCCUGGAUAAUGACGUGGUCGAGGAACAGCUUGAUCAAAGGCCAAAGACAAAGGAAGAAUUGUUGGCCGUGGCUUUUAACGAGGACCGUCACUCCGGCCAUGGGUGCAACCAAGGUGCUAGGCCAAACGAACAUGGCCAAGUUGGAAUCAUCACACCAGGCCCUUCCAUCUUCAUCGAUUGCAUUGCAGUUUCUCCAUGGCCUCAUAAGAAGAAAGGUCAUCCUCCCCCAAGGCAGGGAAGGAAUCUCAGCCACACCAUGGCCUUGGCCCACGUCGACUUUCCAAGACGAAGGAUAUUUGGUGGACAGCAGGAGGGAAAAAACCAUCUAGAUCAGGCCACGAUGCGGGGAUCUGCGGAUAUGGCUCAACCCUGGUUCUGGAGAAGCUACAAGGGGGAGGCCAUUGGAGCAGGUUAG